AUGCGUUUGGCAGUUCUAGGCUUGCCCUCACCGAGCUUUGGAAUGGAACUGGAACUCGCUUUUGUCUCUAAUAUACUUGGAACGGCGAGAGUAGGGAGUUUUCUAGGCAAAGACGCGAAGGACGCGCUCCUUCUGAAUAGCCGGCGGUGGGUUCCGCACGCGAAGCGGUUUCGUUUAGGUCGGCGCACCGCGCUAAGCCUAGAGAGCAAAGGCAAGAAGCACCACGAUAACACUGGUGCCUUUACUUCAGGAUCCGCUCGUCGGGAGCUUAGUGGUCUAGCGGCAACGAGCGACGGAGGCUCAUCUGGUUCUUCGUUCGUCAGCGAGGAAGAAGUUGAGGUGUUGGAAGGGUUCGAAGACCUGCUCCUAACGUCCAACAAGAAGAAAGUGACUCCGAAAACAAAACCAGCACCCACCUCUGAUGCAAAGGCCCAAGCUUCUGUUAAUGGGUUUGAGGUCCUCGAAGGAUUCGAAGACCUUUUCACGGAGCCGAAGAAGGGGAAAAAAGGCAAAAAAUCAAAGGCACAAGCUUCAACCGUGACUUCGGCGUUGCGCGCUGCAGCACCAAAUGAAGGCUCAGUGAAAGCGUCGCAUUCUGAAAACGCAGAGCACGGGAUAGCAGCUCCGGCGGACCCUCAACGCAACGGAAAGUUAACUGCUACUACUGGUGAGACCGUGCACUCUCUUGAGAGGGAAACUCAGCGACCCGCUGCAGCCACGGAAGAAUCGAAACAAGCUUCCAGGACCGUUGCUACGGGCGACUCGCCCCCGCUGGAGACAGUGCUGGACGCGGGCUCGGAGGAAUCCUCGGAGCAGGUUCCGGAAGAUGAUGUGAGCUCCGGAAACAAUGCUCGCCAGAAGCGCCAGUCCCAGAGCACCUCAACUGCCGCGGGGCGCGCCGCCCUCAACCUCAGGGCCGACGCCGGUGAUGACAUCACGGCCGAGUCAGUGUUCCUUCGUCUGGAGGAUGUUAGUGUGUCAUAUCGGGGAGAGGUCGUUGUGAAAAAGGCAGAACUUGACAUUCGCAUGGGCGAUCGUAUUGCUAUUGUGGGAAAGAACGGUUCAGGGAAAACGUCUCUUUUGCGCAUCCUGGCUGGACUGCAAGAGCCGACAAAAGGCGAGGUUGUGCGCUCGCCCGCAGGCCUGCGUGUGGGUUACCUGCGUCAAGAGUUCCAUGACGACCUGAAUCCGACGCGAACGCUACGUGAGGAACUCUCCUCUGCUCUGACGGAGGCAAAUGCGGCACUCGCCCGAUAUCACGAGCUGGAGAACCAAGUCGCCAGCGUUGCGCACGAUCCCGAUCGCCUCGGUGCGCUUCUGGAAGAGCUAGAGCGUGCCCGCAUAGAAUGCGAGCGGGUUGGUGCUUUCAACAUAGAUAUGAAAGUGGAUCGCGUAAUGGCCGCUCUGGGCUUCGUCUCCGGGGAUGAUCCCGAGAAGCUGGUUGCAUCUUACUCCGGUGGAUGGAAAAUGCGCAUAGGCCUCGGCAAAGUGCUUCUCCAUGAGCCGCACGUGCUGCUUCUCGACGAACCGAGCAACCAUCUUGAUGUAGAUUCUGUGGAGUGGUUGGAAAACUACCUCUGCUCGCUCCCGAUUCCCUUAGUGAUUGUGUCGCAUGACCGAGAAUUCAUCGACCGUGUAUGCAACAAAGUGGUCGAGAUGGAGCGAGGUGAAACUGUGAAGUACGUCGGUAACUAUACGAGCUUCCUGAAACAGAAAAAAGAGCGUAUAGCUGCAUGGCAAGCCGCGUAUGAACGCCAGAUGAAGUACAUCGAAGAGCAAAAGGCGUUUAUCAACCGCUUCAAGAACAAUGCUGCAAGGGCAUCGCAAGUCAAGAGCCGUGAGAAAGCACUCGAGAAAUUCAUGGCCGCGGAGAAGUUCGUGUCGCCACCGCCAGGCAACGAAAAAAUGCUUCGUUUCCGCUUUCCAUCGGCGCCACGUUCGGCUCGCGAUUUGGUUUCGCUUCGCUCGGUCACCAUGCGCUACGGGGACCGUACGCUCUUCCGUAAUGUCGACUUUACGAUUGAGCGGGGAGAUCGCAUCGCCGUUGUGGGCCCGAACGGCAGCGGCAAGUCGACGUUGCUUCGGCUGAUCUGCGGGAUAGAGGCUCCGACAGAAGGCGAGGUGGCGAUCGCCGAGUACGGUACCAAGAUCGCAUACUUUGAGCAGAAUCAGGCAGAUGCACUGGAUAUGAACCUGACGAUCCUUGAAACAAUGCAGCGAGCCGCGCCGGCAAACAUGCCCUACGAGCAGAUUCGUGCGCUUCUCGGACGAUUUCUGUUCAAAGGCGAUGCAGUGGAGAAGAAAGUUGGUUCACUGAGUGGCGGCGAAAAAGCGCGCCUGGCGCUUUGUAAGAUCCUGCUCGAGCCGGCGAAUCUGCUCGUUCUCGAUGAGCCAGGCAACCAUGUGGACAUUGAGGGUCGCGAGUGCCUCGAGGAGGCUCUCCAGGAAUACGACGGUACGCUCGUUAUCGUGAGCCAUGACCGCUACCUUGUGUCUCAGGUGGCCACGAGUGUCAUUGCCAUUGAAAAUGGCAAACUGGAGUUUUAUGAUGGUGAUUAUCGCUUCUACUGUGAACAGCACCUGGAGUUGCGCCAGCGACUUCGCGAGCGCGCCAUCGCCGGUGUGACCGACAUCAAGUCGGCGCCAGUGGAGGCCAUGGCGCGGGCGGGUGACGGUCAGUUGCACGAAGAACGCAAGAAGACUUUUGGCGGAUCUGGUGUGAAGAACAAGAAAGACAGCAUGAUGAACUCAAAGCGCUGGAAUGACUAA
Cyanidioschyzon merolae strain 10D is the source of this 2769-nucleotide messenger RNA. Its product is annotated as ATP-binding subunit of unknown ABC transporter. The record is from RefSeq and is a predicted model, not a curated record. The transcript has a single exon. The coding region runs from base 1 to 2769 and encodes 922 amino acids. Gene Ontology annotation, molecular function: ATP binding; ATP hydrolysis activity. Lineage: Eukaryota; Rhodophyta; Bangiophyceae; Cyanidiales; Cyanidiaceae.